AUGAAAGUAAGCAAGCAAAUUUUUGAAUUGUCUGAGAAAAUUUUAGACACUUUUGAUCCUAUCAGACUUAAAGCCAAAGAGAUAAAAGUUAUUGAAGAUUAAUAAAAGCACAUUUAAGAAAGGUUAGAUAAGGAUUUACAAGAUAAGCAGAACUAAAAGUAAUAAAGAGCUGCAUAGAAUGAAUAAAAAGAAAAAUCAGAAAAAUAAUGUUAGCAAGAUGAUCAAUAGAAUCAAACUGAAAUCAAUAUAUAAAAGAAUGAAGUAACAAAAGAUGUGUUUAACUACACAAAAUGGGAUUUGCUAGAUCAAUAGUUAAAUUUAGAGGAGAAACGCCAAGAAACCGAGGACAAAGAUUUCUCAAAAGAGACAAUGCUUAAAGAAAUGAUGGGAUGUUCUAGAGAUCAUUCAAAAGAAAUAGACAUUUACUAUAAGAGCUAUGGCGAAAAAAUUGAACGUAUAAAAGCCAUGAAAGAUGAAGGCAAUAAAAGUUACAAAGAGAAUGAACUAGAAAAAGCUAGUUAUUAUUACGCUCAAGCACUCUUGAUAUUCUAUUAUCUUGUGCCUGAUAACGAUUAAGAAGAACAAGAGAGCAAUGAACUUAAAAGAUUAUGUCAUAUGAAUUAAAGCUUAGCUUUCUUAAAGCUAAAACGAUUCAAAGAAGCUUUAAGUGAAAUAAGCCAAGCAUUAAAAAUUAAAGCUGGUGAUGUGAAAAGUUUAUUGAGGAAAACUUAAAUUCUGAUAGAAUCUACAGAAUUCGAAGAAGCAAAGAAUCUAGCAAAGAGUGUCUUAGAAAUAGAAUAAGAUAACUAGUAGGCUUUGACUUAUCUAAAUGAAAUCAAAAUUAAAAAGGCCGAAUACCUCGAGAAGAGCAAAGAACUUUGCUAGAAAAUGGUAUAAAAAGAAGCAAAUAUUGAUGAUCUUAAAAAUGAAGUAAUUUAGGAUAAAGAUGUAUUAGAAUAAGAAUCAAAUUAAGUUGAAAAUUAAAUAGAAGCUAGUUAAAUAACCAUAGCUAAUGAAUCUGAUAAUAAUUGA
Molecule: messenger RNA, 1032 nt
Organism: Stylonychia lemnae
Lineage: Eukaryota; Ciliophora; Spirotrichea; Sporadotrichida; Oxytrichidae
Source: the annotation of a GenBank genome assembly